ACUGGCGGGAUAAAGCGGGGUGGCGGUAACGAGUUCUGACGAUUCGUUCGAUGGCCGAAGAGGGGACGAGCUCCAGGAUGGAGGAUCCUAACGACAGAUUCAAACUUGUCGACAAUUCGCAGAGUGCCAGUCACGCGAUGUUCUGGAAAACCAAACUCGGAGUGCUCAUUAUAGUCACGAUUUUCUGCACGGUAAUUCUCCUGAUAAGCAGCUCGCUUAUGUUCUCAGGUGUGGCCAAAUUGAGCAAGUACGAAGACACCUUGAAAUCCCUUGAGGAUGAAAUCCGGAACAACAGUGCGACAACGACCCCCAGCCCGACGGGGCACACAACUGUCAACCCGCCCGAGCCUUCCACUGUCACUCCGCCGGCAGCUACAUGUCCCGCCAGCAUUGAGGACAAAGAAAAAUUCGAUUGUCAACCCGAAGGCGAACCGAAUGAGUCAACAUGUCUCGCUCGCGGCUGCUGUUGGAUGGCAAACGAGCAGAAGAAGCCAACCUACCUCGUGCCGGCACCAGUUAACGUACCACAGUGCUUCUUCCCGGCUGGAUUCGUGGGGUAUCGGACGGAUAAAGUCGCACAUCGCGCCGACGGGCUCGAUAUAACCCUGACCCGUCAGUAUUCAUCAGGACCGCUGCAAGAUGAGGCGGCGCUGCUAGUUCAGGUCUUCAACUACGAUUACAACACCGCCCGCAUCACGAUCAAAAGCGUCUACAGAGACCGAUGGAUCCCACCGGUCCCACCGAUCGCCGAGCAGAGCACUCAACGCGAUGUUGGCUACAAGGUUGAAUUGGAUGAGAAUCAGAGGAUUCUUUCGGUAUACCGCCUGAAAGACAUGAAGAAAGAGGACACGCCAAUUUUCUCCAUAAACCUCGCUACUCUGAUCUUCGCCGACCAAUACAUUCAAAUCACCGAUACGCUCCCGUCCGAUGCCGUUUACGGUCUCGGGGACAUGAAAGGUCCGCUGAAGCACAACAUCAAUUGGACUCGACGCAUGCUGUACAACAAAGAUCUGCCCCCGCGGCCCAACCGAGCUCUCUACGGUGCGCAUCCCUUCAUGAUGAACUUCAACAAAAACAAUCUCGCCAACGGAGUGUUCCUGAAAAACAGCAAUGCGAUGGACGUUGUUCUGCAGCCUAAACCCGCAGCGACCUUCCGAACAAUUGGUGGAAUCCUCGACUUCUUCGUGUUCAUCGGUCCAACUCCCACUGAAGUUUUCUCCCAGUAUCAGAAGCUGAUCGGCUUGCCCGCAAUGGUCCCGUACUGGAGCUUGGGCUUCCAUUUAUGUCGCUAUGGUAUCUGGACACUGAACGCGACCAAAGAAGUUUACGAACGGAACGUUGCUAAAAGAAUUCCCUUGGAGGCUCAAUGGAACGACAUCGACUACAUGGAAAACUACAACAUGUUCACCUACGGGAAAGAGAACUUCGGUGGUCUCCCUGAGUUCAUCGACCAGAUUCACAAGGAUGGACGGAAAUACGUCAUGAUUUUCGAUCCUGCGGUCUCAGGCAGUGAGAAAGAGGGCACAUACCUUCCGUACGAUCGAGGAGUUGAGAUGGAUAUUUUCGUCAAGAAUAUCUCGAACGUCAUCGUCCCGUACAAAGUGUGGAACUUGAAGACAUCGAUCUUCCCCGAUUUCUCUCAUCCAAAAAUCGACCAAUAUUGGACGGAGAUGUUCCAAGAUUUCUACGACAGACAGGGUGUCCACUUCGACGGGGCGUGGAUCGAUAUGAAUGAGCCAUCGAACCAGAAGAACGGGACCCUAGAGAACACGUGUCCGAAGACCAAGUUCGAUUUCCCGCCGAUCGAAAUCGGUGGCGAAAGAAUCUUCACGUACACGACGUGCCCUUCCGAUAAGAUGUACCUGAGCAACUUCUACGACUUGCACAACCUUUACGCUCAUCUGGAAGCCCGCGCAACCUACAAGGCUCUGACCACGAUCCGACCGAACAAGCGACCCUUGAUCAUUUCGAGAUCAUCAUCGCCAGGUCAGGGUCUCUGGAGUGGACAUUGGACCGGUGACAUCGACUCGAGCUGGAUUGAUAUGCAGCAGUCCGUCACCGACAUCAUGAACUUCGCCAUGUUCGGCAUGCCCAUGCUGGGAGCUGAUAUUUGUGGUUUCCAGUUUAACACCACCGAUGAGCUUUGCGCCAGAUGGCAGGCUCUGGGCGCGUUCUAUCCGUUCAGUCGGAACCACAACGACAUCUUGCGAAGAGAUCAGGACCCAGGCGCUAUGGAUGAGGUAACGAUCGCCGCGACGAUCAACUCACUCCAGAAGAAGUAUCGCUUCGCUCCGUACCUGUACACAUUAUUCUACCGCGCGCACACGGACGGAGAGACGGUCUUCAGAGCGAUGAUGUUCAACUUCCCCCAGGAUCCUGCGACCCACGCAAUCGAGGAUCAAUUCAUGUGGGGAGACGGCUUGCUGAUCGCUCCCGCUCUGCGAGAAAAUCAAACGGAGGUGACCCCGUACCUCCCGGCUGGGGUAUGGUACCACUACAACGACGACGGGAAGGAAAUCAGGAAGGAAAAUGGUGGCAAAGAAACUUUCCCGGCGCCUCUGGACGACAUCCAUCUUCUGAUUCGAGGCGGAGCCAUUCUUCCAGGGCAAGAAACCUUGGGAGACAACCUCUCGAACAACCGCAAGGAAGGGUUCUACCUCUACGUGGCGCCCGACGUGAACGAAUUCGCCGUGGGGGAACUCUUCUGGGACGACGGAGAAAUGCUCGACUCGGACCUGAAAGGGGAAUACUCUCUCGUCAAGUUCACCUACAGUCAUAGAACUCUGACAAUAAACGCUGAGAAAGCGAAUUACUCCGCCGAACCCAUGCUGCUCAAAACAAUUUACGUGUUCGGAAUAUCGACGAUGCCCACCACGAUGUGGAUCAACGGCGAGACGGUCAACAAGAUGAGCGACUUUGUAAAAUACAGGCCGGAAUCCAAGCGCCUUGAAAUUAUCGGAAUGUCGAUCGAGAUGCUUGGGAAGCCGACAACGAUCACCUUUGUCUAAAUAUAUAUCAGUCAUUGUUGAGCAUGAGAGGAAAAUAAAGUGAUUUCCUUUGUAAUUAUAUACGCUUA
Galendromus occidentalis (western predatory mite) is the source of this 3076-nucleotide messenger RNA. Its product is annotated as lysosomal alpha-glucosidase. Gene Ontology annotation, molecular function: carbohydrate binding; alpha-1,4-glucosidase activity. Bases 51 to 3008 code for a protein of 985 amino acids. The record is from RefSeq and is a predicted model, not a curated record. Gene Ontology annotation, biological process: carbohydrate metabolic process. NCBI's taxonomy places the organism in Eukaryota, Metazoa, Arthropoda, Arachnida, Mesostigmata, Phytoseiidae. The transcript has 18 exons.